This is a messenger RNA of Branchiostoma belcheri (Belcher's lancelet), 576 nucleotides long. RefSeq names its product solute carrier family 22 member 18-like. The record is from RefSeq and is a predicted model, not a curated record. NCBI's taxonomy places the organism in Eukaryota, Metazoa, Chordata, Leptocardii, Amphioxiformes, Branchiostomatidae. Bases 1 to 576 code for a protein of 191 amino acids. The transcript is spliced from 3 exons. Gene Ontology annotation, molecular function: transmembrane transporter activity. Gene Ontology annotation, biological process: transmembrane transport.
AUGAGCUCCAGAAAGGCGACGUAUUCUUCAACUGACGUGGUGACACAGGAACAGAAGCUACCAGACAAACCAGAAGAGGGAAACAAUCGUAGUUACCAAAUGGGGACAGGUGACAGGAGACGGCUGAUGACCAUCGUCCAUGUGACCAGUGUUCUGCACCACAUGUGUGUGACCAUGGACGGUGGCGCUCUACCGUAUCUAGCCAAACGUCUGAACAUCAGCAACACGCUUUGGGGCCACCUCAUCACCACCGCCGCCCUGCUGCAGUUCACUGGAGGGCCGCUAGUCGGUCGGUUCGGUGACGUGUACGGAGGACGGAUGUCCCUAACCCUGUCCUGCGUUGCCUUGGCAACGACGGCGGCCAUGUUGUCAGUCUGUACUUCAUUCCAGGGUCUACUCUUCUCCAAAUUCCCGUCUGUUUUCUCACAUGUGCCUACAGGCCUUCGGAUGGUGAUUUCUGACGUCACUGAUGACGCAUCACGUUCCACGGAGCUCGGAACGUUACGGAUAUCAAGUACUGUCGGUAACAUGGUCGGGUCGGCGGUUGGAGGGGUUCUGACUGAAACAUACGGGUAA